AUGAAGUGCUUCAAGCUGGCGGAUUUCGGAUUCAGUAAGAAGAAGGCCGACAUCGGAGGAACCAUUCUGGGAACUGAACAGUUCAUGUCUCCUGAGAUCUUCUCAGAACUCAAUCCGCACUGGGCACCCGAACGCAAAGAAGUGGAGCUCAAGAAGUUAGCCGAUAACUUCAGCUAUUCCAAGGCUGUUGCGCAAACGAAGAAGCAGAUAACUGCCAACUGCACCCCAGACAUCGAGGACCUCUUCAAGAAGAUGUUCGACUUGGAUCCAGAUAACCGCAUCACCUUCUCUGACAUCAGAAAGCACCCAGUUUUCGCCAAGCACUUCCCCGUGGUGGCUGAGGCCAGCAAGAUCCUCUACUCCAAGAAGUUCCAGCCCAGCAAAAUCGUCAAAAAGUCAUUCAUCAAUAAGCUCACCAGCAAAAAGAGCGAAGAGGAGAAGACAACAUUCGCGGCACCAUGA
Molecule: messenger RNA, 462 nt
Organism: Nymphaea colorata (pocket water lily)
Lineage: Eukaryota; Viridiplantae; Streptophyta; Magnoliopsida; Nymphaeales; Nymphaeaceae
Exons: 2
Coding region: 1-462 (153 amino acids)
Biological process (GO): protein phosphorylation
Molecular function (GO): ATP binding; protein kinase activity
Source: RefSeq, a predicted model, not a curated record